CGCGCGCACGCCGGCGCUGGCCGAGGCUUCCCCGCCUGCGCUCGUUGUCAGAACCGCUCCGGCGCGUGCGCGCGUUAUCUCCAGCCGACCCGAGGAGCCGGUUCCCUCCGCUCCAGGCCCCCUCCCCAUCCUGCCCGCCCUCCUGGCCCCAGCCGACCCGUCCCUUCCUCUCCCCGCGGAAUGGGGCCGGCACUGCUCGGGGUCGCGCGCCCUGGACCCGGCUCGCUCUCGGUCUCGCGCUGUCAGCGACUGCCCGGCUCGCGCCGCCUCGCGCUCUGCCUCAGUCAGUGGCGCCGAAGGCUCCGUUAAGCGGCGGCGGCGGCGGUUCCUGUUUCCGUUUCUUCCUCUCCGUUCAGUCGGGAGUAGCAUCCUCCACCCAGCCAGCCUUUCCACUCCCCCAGCGUGGGGCAGCUGCGCUGAGGGCUGUGGCUUUGGCAGCUGCGACGGGGAGCGGCGGAGACCGCCUCUGCUCCCGCCUGGGGUUGCUGCUUUUGCUCAGAGGACAUCCAUGACCCUAAUGGUCGUUUUGUUCAAGUUAAAGUGAUUUAUUGCCUUUGUUGAUUAACUGAACAAAUUCAGCAUGUAGAGCGCAUGAAGUACAGGACAAUAAAGCUUCCUACACAUAUCACCAGAAGGAUCUCUUUGAAAGAUUCACUACAGGACUACCAGAGAGAAUAAUUUGUCUGAAGCAUCAUAUGUUGAAACAACAGAAGUCUAUUCACCUGUGCACUAACUAGAAACAGAGUUACAAUGUUUUCAAUUCUUUGAGCUCCAGGACUCCAGGGAAGUGAGUUGAAAAUCUGAAAAUGCGGCCAUGGACUGGUUCCUGGCGUUGGAUUAUGCUCAUUCUUUUUGCCUGGGGGACCUUGCUGUUUUAUAUAGGUGGUCACUUGGUACGAGAUAAUGACCAUCCUGAUCACUCUAGCCGAGAACUGUCCAAGAUUCUGGCAAAGCUUGAACGCUUAAAACAGCAGAAUGAAGACUUGAGGCGAAUGGCCGAAUCUCUCCGGAUACCAGAAGGCCCCAUUGAUCAGGGGCCAGCUAUAGGAAGAGUACGCGUUUUAGAAGAGCAGCUUGUUAAGGCCAAAGAACAGAUUGAAAAUUACAAGAAACAGACCAGAAAUGGUCUGGGGAAGGAUCAUGAAAUCCUGAGGAGGAGGAUUGAAAAUGGAGCUAAAGAGCUCUGGUUUUUCCUACAGAGUGAAUUAAAGAAAUUAAAGAACUUAGAAGGAAAUGAACUCCAAAGACAUGCAGAUGAAUUUCUUUUGGAUUUAGGACAUCAUGAAAGGUCUAUAAUGACGGAUCUAUACUACCUCAGUCAGACAGAUGGAGCAGGUGAUUGGCGGGAAAAAGAGGCCAAAGAUCUGACAGAACUGGUUCAGCGGAGAAUAACAUAUCUUCAGAAUCCCAAGGACUGCAGCAAAGCCAAGAAGCUGGUGUGUAAUAUCAACAAAGGCUGUGGCUAUGGCUGUCAGCUCCAUCAUGUGGUCUACUGCUUCAUGAUUGCAUAUGGCACCCAGCGAACACUCAUCUUGGAAUCUCAGAAUUGGCGCUAUGCUACUGGUGGAUGGGAGACUGUAUUUAGGCCUGUAAGUGAGACAUGCACAGACAGAUCUGGCAUCUCCACUGGACACUGGUCAGGUGAAGUGAAGGACAAAAAUGUUCAAGUGGUCGAGCUUCCCAUUGUAGACAGUCUUCAUCCCCGUCCUCCAUAUUUACCCUUGGCUGUACCAGAAGACCUCGCAGAUCGACUUGUACGAGUGCAUGGUGACCCUGCAGUGUGGUGGGUGUCUCAGUUUGUCAAAUACUUGAUCCGCCCACAGCCUUGGCUAGAAAAAGAAAUAGAAGAAGCCACCAAGAAGCUUGGCUUCAAACAUCCAGUUAUUGGAGUCCAUGUCAGACGCACAGACAAAGUGGGAACAGAAGCUGCCUUCCAUCCCAUUGAAGAGUACAUGGUGCAUGUUGAAGAACAUUUUCAGCUUCUUGCACGCAGAAUGCAAGUGGACAAAAAAAGAGUAUAUUUGGCCACAGAUGACCCUUCUUUAUUAAAGGAGGCAAAAACAAAGUACCCCAAUUAUGAAUUUAUUAGUGAUAACUCUAUUUCCUGGUCAGCUGGACUGCACAAUCGAUACACAGAAAAUUCACUUCGUGGAGUGAUCCUGGAUAUACAUUUUCUCUCUCAGGCAGACUUCCUAGUGUGUACUUUUUCAUCCCAGGUCUGUCGAGUUGCUUAUGAAAUUAUGCAAACACUACAUCCUGAUGCCUCUGCAAACUUCCAUUCUUUAGAUGACAUCUACUAUUUUGGGGGCCAGAAUGCCCACAACCAAAUUGCCAUUUAUGCUCACCAACCCCGAACUGCAGAUGAAAUUCCCAUGGAACCUGGAGAUAUCAUUGGUGUGGCUGGAAAUCAUUGGGAUGGCUAUUCUAAAGGUGUCAACAGGAAAUUGGGAAGGACGGGCCUAUAUCCCUCCUACAAAGUUCAAGAGAAGAUAGAAACGGUCAAGUACCCCACAUAUCCUGAGGCUGAGAAAUAAAGCUCAGAUGGAAGAGAUAAACGACCAAACUCAGUUCAAACCAUUUGAGCCAAACUAUAGAUGAAGAGGGCUCUGAUCUAACAAAAUAAGGUUAUAUGAGUAGAUACUCUCAGCACCAAGAGCAGCUGGGAACUGACAGAGGCUUCAAUUGGUGGAAUUCCUCUUUAACAAGGGCUGCAAUGCCCUCAAACCCAUGCACAGUACAAUAAUGUACUCACACAUAACAUGCAAACAGGUUGUUUUCUACUUUGUCCCUUUCUUUCAGUAUGUCCCCAUAAGACAAACACUGCCAUAUUGUGUAAUUUAAGUGACACAGACAUUUUGUGUGAGACUUAAAACAUGGUGCCUAUAUCUGAGAAACCUAUGUGAACUAUUGAGAAGACCUGAACAGCUCCUUACUCUGAGGAAGUUGAUUCUUAUUUGGUGGUGGUAUUGUGACCACUGAAUUCACUCCAGUCAACAGAUUCAGAAUGAGAAUGGGCGUUUGGUUUUUUUGUUUUUGUUUUUUUCCUUUAUAAGGUUGUCUGAUUUUUUCUUUUUAAAUAAUUGCAUCAGUUCAUUGACCUCAUCAUUAAGUGAAGAAUACAUCAGAAAAUAAAAUAUUCACUCUCCAUUAGAAAAUUUUGUAAAACAAUGCCAUGAACAAAUUCUUUAGUACUCAAUGUUUCUGGACAUUCUCUUUGAUAACAAAAAAUAAAUUUUAAAAAGGAAUUUUGUAAAGUUUCUAGAAUUUUGUAUCAUUGGAUGAUAUGUUGAUCAGCCUUAUGUGGAAGAACUGUGCUAAAAAGAGGAGCUUUUUAGUUUUUCAGCUUAUUUGUUUUUUUUUUUUUUUCCUGUUUCUGAUAUAGUAACUAAUUCUUAACUCAGAGACAUUGGUCCAUUUUAAUACUGAAAACCAAUUUUCAUUGGUACACAUUACAAAAUUGCUAAGAACACUGUUUGGGAGCUUUCAUUCUCGUAUUUUGGACAUUGUUUUAAUUGAAUGAAAUAAUCAUAACUCCUUGCUCCCAGAGAAGCUAUCACCUCCAUUUCUAAAAACCAUUUCAGGUUUGUUUGGUAGUCUUUCUUAAUGUAUUUAUUAUCGCUUUUUGUGAGUAGGGCCCUGUUUUAUCCAGGAACCGAUUUCUGCCCUAGCCUAUCAUGCCCUGUUUUUGAGAGUACCAGGUAUCUUUGGGAUUGGGAAGCUGGCUGUUUCUGAAGUAUAUGUCUCAUAGUAUGUAGAACUUGGUGACCAAGCGAGAAGCAGAACCAGUGUGAGACUCACAAUGGAUUGAGUCUUCGGAUUAUCUCUUCCAAAUACUUCCAUGUUAGAAUCACUUCAGAAAAUAAGACUUUGAUGCUUUGUCUCUGAACAUCAUUUUUCUCUUCAUAAAAACACUUCCUUAUUGUAUGUAGCCUGCCUCCUACAGAGGCCUGGUAGGAGUUACUGCAUUGUCAAAGAAAAAUGUCAUCUCUGUAGGAACGACUAUCAGGCCUAGUGUUAAAUAUUAGGGAUCUUAGGCAGAAAAGCUAUUAGUCCUGGCUUUCAUAUCUUCACCAAAUGAAAACACUGUAUAUAAAAUUUCACCACCAAACUUAACUAAAUUCUUUUUCUCAAGUCAAGCCUCCCAAAGAAAAAAGAAAUUAACUUCCUACAGUGUCAGCAAGCAAUUUUCCAUUUAGUUUUGGUACAAAUAAAAGUCAUUUGAAACAA
Molecule: messenger RNA, 4227 nt
Organism: Nomascus leucogenys (northern white-cheeked gibbon)
Lineage: Eukaryota; Metazoa; Chordata; Mammalia; Primates; Hylobatidae
Gene: FUT8
Product: fucosyltransferase 8
Exons: 11
Coding region: 807-2534 (575 amino acids)
Biological process (GO): protein N-linked glycosylation
Cellular component (GO): Golgi cisterna membrane
Molecular function (GO): glycoprotein 6-alpha-L-fucosyltransferase activity; protein binding
Source: RefSeq, a predicted model, not a curated record